AUGGCGCACUGGCACGAGCGCGCCGCGACAGACGCGACAAUGGUAGCCAGCACACCUUCUGAAUCAACCAUCUCCUCCCAGUCGCCUCUCGAUCCAACGCUCCCCAUCCAGAGCGCCACGCAAAAUCCCUUCCUGGACACCAGUGACCUACACAAACCCGACGAGCCUACCAGUGGACUGUUCUUCGCUGGACACCUUGACGCCGUUAUUCCCCCAACCCACUUAGUACAGAGGCAAACCGUAAAGAGUCGUUACCCGUUACCCCCCAUCAUCUAUCCUGACGACCGGUCGGGCAUCCCGGCGCCGAUCUGUCGCAUCAGCAUCAGCCACGUGCCUCGUCGCACGCCAAGCCGCCAAUCGCUAACACACCCCCUCGUGCGAGAGGCACCCAGAACCAGUCCCCUCCAACGAGCUCCUUCCAUCCAACCCGUCCCGCCAGCCCGAUCCGACCGACGACACGUAAGUCCGCAUGCCCUGCCCCGAGACCUAAUCCAGCCUCCGGCGUUCCGUCCGCUCAGCCAGAAAUCCCUCCAGCCAAGUCGUUCACCCCUGGUCCGACGCACAGCCUAUCCCCGCCCCGCGCCCAGCCCAAGGUCUGCCCACAGCCAGUCCCAUGCAAGUCGAUGCGCUGACCAUCUGCGUAAUCAAGUCCCAAGCCAAUAUCCGAUCGACCUGUAUCUUGUCCGCCGAGCAACACUCCGACACAUUGACCCCAGCCCAAAUCCGGCCAACGUCAUUCCCAGUGCCCCUGUGAAUCCCCAGCCUGCCACGCACCCCCUGAAGCCCAGCCCAUUCUUCCCAGCACCAAUCCGCGCUGACAUCGUUGCCCGCGCAGGGGACGCCACCCUUCUGCGACUUAUCGCCUGCCGUGUACCAAUCCGUACCGGCUCUGACCCAGUUUCCAGCCAGUUGAUGCUUAUUGUUGUCCAGCACGUGAAUGUCCAGUGCCUAGACCUGCACCAGAACUCCUGGCAACCGGUCGGGCAUCCCGGCGCCGAUCUGUCACAUCAGCAUCAGCCACGUGCCUCGUCGCACGCCAAGCUGCCAAUCGCUAACACCCACUCCCACUGCACACUUGUCCUCUGUUUCGACGGCACCGGCGACGAAUUCGGUGCGGACAACUCCAACAUCGUGCAGUUCUGCUCGCUCCUGCCCAAAGCGAACCGCACGAAGCAGCUUGUGUAUUACCAGGCGGGCAUCAGCACCUACUUCACGCCUGAGAUCGCCAGCCCCGUGCGGCACCUCUUCUCCAAGCUGGCCGAUGAACAUCUCGAUCGGCAUGUCAAGGACGGAUACGAGUUUCUCAUGCAGAACUAUAUCGAGGGCGACAGCAUCUGCAUCUUUGGCUUCUCCCGCGGGGCUUAUAUCGCACGAAGUCUUGCGGGAAUGCUCCACAAGGUCGGCCUUCUGCCGGUGUCGAACUAUGAGCAGGUACCAUUCGCCUAUAAAAUGUACAAGCACAGAGAUCGGCUUGGGUGGAAGCAGUCCAACACCUUCAAGAGAACAUUUUCAAGCGAUGUUAGUAUCAGGUUCCUUGGAGUCUGGGAUACAGUGGCCUCUGUCGGACUGAUUCCCCACACAUUACCGUUCACGACAUCUAACACCAUUGUGAAAACCUUCCGCCAUGCGAUGGCACUGGACGAGCGGCGAGUCAAGUUCAAGGUCAAUAUGUGGAACAGGCCCACAACCGACGAAGUGCGCAUCGGCAGUGAAUUUGUGCCGAACUCGGGUGCGGAACCGCUUGCUGGCAGCCACCAGCACUAUCAGAUGGAUGUCAAGGGAGUGUGGUUCGCCGGAUGUCACUGCGACGUCGGCGGCGGCUCCGUCGCCAACGAAACGGUGCACAACCUUGCGCGCAUUCCUUUGCGGUGGAUGAUCCGUGAGUGCUUCGAGGCAGACAGCGGGCUCGCUUUUCCCAAUGGUCAAGCCCCGCCCGCCGGGCGCUGUGCCUGCCACCGAAUGCACGUGUGGCUCGACACGCGCACCGCCGCACAGCCGAUGCACAAGGCCAUCUUAGAGGACCCCAUACUCGGCAAACCAGAGGAAGAGCACGACCUCGUCGACGCCCUCGCGCCCGUAUACGACCAGCUUUCACUGCACUGGUUUUGGUGGAUCUUGGAGAUAAUCCCUUGGCGCCAGCGCUACCAGCGCAACCGCGGCACGUGGGUCACGGUCUUCAGGGCCAACUGGGGCCGCGCCCGCGUUAUCCCGGAUGCCGGGCAGGAUGGGGUCCAGGUGCACCGCAGCAUCAAGAAGCGCAUGGAGGCGGAAGGCAUCAAUGGCAAGCCGUAUCACCCUCGCGCAGUGGUUCAUUGGCAGCACACCACUUGGGUUGAUUAA
Mycena indigotica is the source of this 2340-nucleotide messenger RNA. RefSeq names its product DUF2235 domain-containing protein. The coding region runs from base 1 to 2340 and encodes 779 amino acids. Lineage: Eukaryota; Fungi; Basidiomycota; Agaricomycetes; Agaricales; Mycenaceae. The transcript has 10 exons. The record is from RefSeq and is a predicted model, not a curated record.